Molecule: messenger RNA, 4953 nt
Organism: Geodia barretti
Lineage: Eukaryota; Metazoa; Porifera; Demospongiae; Tetractinellida; Geodiidae
Source: the annotation of a GenBank genome assembly
AUGGAAUUUACCUCCGAUGAUGCCCGUGAACACGCAGCAGGUUUCGGCACGAUAGCAUUCAAUUAUCCUGUAACCAUUGUCGAUUUAAAGGCACACCUCUCUAUUGAACUCAAUGACGAAACAGAAAUCCCCUAUCAGAUUGAAACCAACACAGCGACAGCACGAACGGUAAAAUUCGAGACAACACGCAUAAAACGCGGCAGCGCAGACCGAGAGAUAAAGAUUAAGAUUGAAAAAGGGUUCAAAUGUACAGGUGGGAAAAUUGGUUUAGAAAAAUCAAGUGUUACACCGGUAAUACUCCGAGGGAGAGGGACACUUGGCGUAACAUACUCUGACGUUUGGGAAAGUGCUGGAACACCCUAUAUUUCGGUGAGUUUCAGUGCACCGGUACUCAGUGAUGCUAUUGAGCCGUACAUAGAACUGACACCAGCAGUAGCAUAUCAGGUGACAUCCGACUAUCGAAACGUACAGAUUCACGGCAAUUUCAAACGGCGCACUACCUACACGCUGAAGAUUCGGCACGGUCUAACAGCCCGAAACGAUGCCGUCUUAAAACAAGAUUAUAUGACGCGCCUCAAAAUUCCGGAUAUCCGACCCCAACUUCGGUUUCUCGGCGACGGUUUCUUCCUCGCGAGAAAGGGUCAACUGAACUUAGGUCUCGCAACAAUUAACAUUAAACGUGUGAAACUCAAUAUCGAAAAAGUUUUUGCGAACAAUCUUAUCUAUGUGUCGAAAUUAGAACGAUGGAGUCGCUGGAGCAGCAACUUAGGUAAACCUAUUCAUACAGAAGAGCUUGAUAUCCCCGCCCAAUUGAACGAGGAGGUAACAACACCUAUCUCCUUGGAAGAAUAUCUCUCAGACGAACAUGUCGGUAUCUUCAAGGUUGUGGCGCGAAACGCAGAGAGGGAGUGGGACAGCGCGCAUCAAUGGGUGCUCAUCACGGAUUUGGGGAUCAGUGCCAAACGCACAGGAGAUAGGCUAUACGUUUGGGUGAGAUCACUCGCUACUGGCUCGCCAGUACCAACAGCGCGCGUCAAACUUAUCAGUGAUAAUAACCAGACGUUACUCGAGGGGACAACUAACUGGGCAGGAUAUGUUGAGUUCACAGAUGUUACGGAGAAGACAGAAGACUUCACACCGUUUAUGAUUACCGUCGCGAAACGGGACGAUCUCGCUUUCAUUCAACUCAACCGACACGAAAUUGCAACAGCAGACUUCAACAUUGCCGGCUCUGCCUACUUGCAAAAAGGUUAUGAAGCGUUUCUCUACACAAGCAGAGGCGUCUAUCGACCCGGCGAAACCGUCCAACUUGCUGGAAUUGUUCGAGGACCAAAGCAGGUAACACCACAACCGCUUCCCACACGGAUUGAAGUGCUCUCCCCAAAUGGCAGAAUCAUGCGAGAGUUAAGACUGCAAACAAACAAAAGCGGUGCCUGCGAUGUGCAAAUUCCCAUUCCUGACUAUGCCCUGACUGGUAAUUAUAUCGCCAAGAUGCGGAUCGCUGACCGGGUCGUUGGAAGAGUCCAAUUUCAGGUUGAAGAAUUUAUGCCUGAUCGGAUAAAAGUCGCUGUAACAGCGGAUAAAUCCACCUACAAACUUGGAGAGGAACUUGACAUUGAAGUGUCCGCUAUUAAUCUGUUCGGUCCUCCAGCAGUAGGCCGCAAGGUGGAAGCUUCCUGUGAAUUGGAAGCAGUUCCAGAAUUGGAUUGGGAGAAGCCAAAACUGACGCAGCAGGGCAAAGCGUAUUAUCAAUUCACGAUUCCUGAAACGCUGAAAGCACCUUCUCUGCUAAACGGCACUCUGACAGCGACCGUCAGCGAAGCCGGUGGCAGAUCUGUCACGGCUUCUCACCGAGUUGUGAUCCAUCCGUACUCGCAUUAUGUUGGGAUCCGACGAACAACGACGGGGGACGUAAAAAUUAACCAACCGCUCCGAUUCGACUACAUCGCUGUUAACAAUGCAAUGGCAGUGGCAUCGGAAAGAGACCUAAAACUAAGCCUCUACAAAGUUCACUGGAACACUAUACUUCGUCAGAACAGUGCAGGGCGUUACGAGUACGUCUCUGAACCUCAGACAACGGAAGUGGAAACGGUCGCCUUAACUUCGGCAGAGACAGUACAGACAGUGACCUUAACUCCCUCAGACUAUGGUGAAUACCGCGUCCGUCUUGAGGACAUCACCUCAACGGCGACUGCAGAACUCGGAUUUUACGUCAGCGGAUGGGGAAACAUCCCAGUUUCUAUGGAACAUCCCACUCGACUGGAACUGACGCUUAAUAAGUCUGCUUACCGUCCGGGGCAAACAGCAAAACUGUAUAUUAAGGCACCGUUUCCGGGCACACUCCUGUUGACUGUCGAACGGGAAAAGGUGUUGAGUUACCGGACAAUAGUGAUGAAAAAUAACACCAUAACUUUAUCAAUUCCAGUCCGGUACGCCUAUAGACCGAAUGUGUAUCUCUCUGCGACGCUGACUCGCGCCAUCCCGAUGGAAGGGGCCGCGACUGACAAGAAGUCGCUUCUCCCUGUGCGCGCGUUUGGGGUGAUUCCAUUAAAGAUAGACGAAACACGGAGACGGCUUUCGAUAGAGAUGUCGCUCAAUCAGACAAACGAUGCCGGUGAUAUGCAGAAGAUUUCGCUCGCCAGUCCGGAAAGGAACACAGAGUCUGUGGAGACUUCUCAGUCUGAAGAUAGCGAAGUGACAGUACUACCGAAUAGCGAAGUGACCAUAGCGUUCGAAGUCCACGGUAGGCGUUCUUGGCAAAAAUAUGAUGUCUGUAUCGCAGCUGUUGAUGAAGGGAUCCUGACGUUAACCGACUUCAAAACACCCAACCCACACGACUACUUCUAUCGACAGCGCGGGCUUAAGACGCGCUCCUUUGACCUGUAUAGUGGGAUUCUCCCUGAAAUCGCAAAUGUCACCGACAAUUCAAGUACAGGGGGGGAUGCGGCUACGGCACGGCAAGCGGAACUGCGGAAGCGAUUGAGUACAGGCAGCAUCCGGCGAGUAAAGCCGAUUUCACUCUGGUCCGGAUUCGUGAAAACUGAUGGAAACGGUCGCGGUACUGUUCAAUUCAAGAUUCCACAGUUCAAUGGGACAUUGAGGUUGAUGGCAGUCGCAUUCGCGGGUGGAGACUACGGUGGCACGGAAGCGUAUCUGACUGUCCGCGAACCCAUUGUCUUAACGCCGACAUUUCCACGAUUCCUCGCAGGUGGUGAUAAGGUUCGUGUACCUGUUACCCUCUUUAACGACACAGGCGCGGAAGGGGAAUUUACUGUCGAAUUGCAAGCAUCAGGCGACGUGCGACUCCUUUCAGCAAGUGAUGUCAAUCCGCCCGAAACAUCACCUCAGGCGGCUUCGGAGAAACCUUUACAAACUUUAGAAACUGAGAACAUAGUAGACAAACUCAGUAUAGAUAAGAGGGUUGACGCAGGCGCAGAAGCACAAGUUUUUUUCGAUAUUCUCGUUCAGGAUGCAAUUGGGGAAGUCAACUUCAAUCUUUCUGCGCACGGUAAUACACAAACAACACAACUGGAGACAAAAAUCCCACUGCGUUCCGUCGCGCCACCUAUCACGAAAACAGGACACGGAGUGGUGCGCGCGGGUGAACCUGUUGAUUUCAUUUUCCCGUCGAAUUUGAUACCUGAUUCGUCAGAGUUUAGUCUCACGUUGUCGCCGUUCCCAAAUAUUAGGUUUGCGGACAGUCUCCGCUACCUUAUACGUUACCCACACGGCUGCCUGGAACAAACAACGAGCCAGGUUUUUCCACUGCUUUACUUCAGCGACUUGGCGCGAAGCGUCGAACCGAUGCUGGCAGCAGAAGACUCAGUGGACCAUUACAUCACAUCGGGUAUCACGAAAAUCGAAAGUAUGUUGAAAUCAGAUGAUCGUUUUGCUUACUGGCCCGGUGGCACUUACGUGAACCCAUGGAGCAGUAUCUAUGCGUCCCACUUCCUCGUCGAGGCACGAAAGGCAGGUUACGAGGUAGCGGACCGGGUUUACGACGCGAUGCUCAAUGGUUUAAAAGCACAGGCGAAAUUCUCACCAAACACGGAAGACGAAAAUGGAGCACAAGAAAUAAGAAAAAAGAUUUCAUUAGCAACCUAUGCCGCCUACGUCUUAGCUGCCGCUGGACACCCCGACCGAGGCACGAUGCACUACCUGAAGAACAGAGGCUUGAGCGGACUCAGCGAUUAUAGCCACUUUCAACUCGCAGGGGCGUUCGCCCUCAACGGCGAACUGGAAACUGCUCUGUCAAUGCUACCGGUGUCAGUAUCACCCAAUUUUAAUAAGAGUACUGCACAACGCGAAACAGGCGGAACGCUUGAUUCCCCGAUUCGAGCCCAAGCCAUCAUGUUAGAUGUUCUUGCCGAAGUUAACGAAAACCAUCCGUCAAUCCCAAUGCUUGUCCAAAAUCUAAGUGAGGCAGCAUCUGAGGGGAACCGAUGGGCAACAACACAAGAAAACGCCUUUGCGUUUCUGGCACUCGGCAAGAUCCUGAAGAAACAGAUGGAUAGAAACUACACCGGUACCCUGACGCUCAACGAUGAACAUUUCGCCGACUUCGACGCAACAGAGACGCGCUACACCGAUAAAGCGUGGGACGGGACGCGUGUGCAACUCUCCGUCAUAGGUGAAGGAAGUUGCUACUACUAUUGGAGCGCGUUUGGUAUCCAACGCGACUCUUUCAUCGAAGAAUAUGAACGCGAACUACAGGUGCGCAGACGCUAUUUUAACAAAGACGGUGAAGAACGGACAGGCACCUUUCGGACACGGGGAACUGAUCAUCGCCGAGGAUUCGAGAUUGAGAAUCCGCGGUUAGAAUCCCGAGCAGGUAUUCCAUGGUUGAAAGCACAGGACUUCAAACCGGAUUAUAUUGAUAUUCGCGAUGACAGGCUCAUCUUUUUCGGUAUGUUUCCGGUUACCGCUACAAGGUUUGUUACUGAAAACUGUUAA